UUAUUCUAUAUGAACAGCCCUGCAGAUGGAUUAUUUCCCGCCCAGUGACUAAUUGGAGCAGUACGGAUUAAUUAGCCGCCAUUAGUAAGGGCGAGGCUCUCACCUGGUGGAGGGGUUGGAAUAACAGCAACGAGACAGAAGGCUUUUCAUUGUGGAGCUGUUUGCAAAGCUGCUUUCCUUUAUUAUGAGCAUCAGGCGCAGUGGCUCCUACACCGUGCAGAAGAAAUCGAAAGGAAAGCCGAAUGGGAAGAAACCAGCGUCGGAGGAAAAGAAGUUGUACCUGGAGCCAGAAUACACCCGAGUCCGAGUCACUGACGUGGAAUUCAAGCAGCUGGUGACCUUGCCCCAGGAAAUCGACCUGAAUGAGUGGCUGGCUAGUAACAUUACGACUUUCUUCAACCACAUUAACCUUCAGUACAGCACCAUCUCCGAAUUCUGCACGGGGGAAACCUGCCAGACUAUGGCCGCCUGCAAUACACAAUACUACUGGUAUGAUGAGCGGGGUAAGAAGGUAAAAUGCACAGCCCCACAGUACAUUGAUUUCGUCAUGAGCUCUAUACAGAAGCUGGUGACGGAUGAGGAUGUCUUCCCCACCAAAUACGGCAGGGAAUUCCCUAGCUCCUUCGAGUCGUUGGUGAAGAAGAUCUGCCGGUACCUGUUUCACGUUGUGGCUCACAUCUACUGGGCGCAUUUCAAGGAAAUCACGGUGCUGGAGCUGCACGGACACUUAAACACUCUCUUUAUUCACUUCCUCUUAUUCGUGCGGGAAUUCAGCCUGCUGGACCCCAAGGAGACCUCCGUCCUGGACGACCUGUCGGAAAUCCUAUUCUCGGAGGAAAACAGGGAGGCGGUGGGGGCUACAGGGGAGGCACAGAACCACGUGAAGGAGAGAUGAGCCCCCCCCCUUAAUCUCCUAAUUCCUGUCCUACCACUGCCCCUUCCCAGCGUGCCCCACCCCCGACCGAGAGCUGACCCAGCACAGGGGAGAAGGGGGUUCAGGACAGCUUUUGGGGUGUAGGAAGGGAGCACUGCCUGUUAUACCCCCCGCCUGAGGGGGAGCAAACCUCGCUCUUCUCUUUAGCAGAAACUUGCACCGAGCAUCACCUUAAUUUUAUUUUGUGUCUUGCGUUUGUCUCUUUUUUUUCUUUCCUCUCCUUUUCCUUCCUUUAUUCAUCCCCUUCUUCUCAUCAUGGGCGGCAGGUUCAUUCUCUUAUUCCGAGGAAACAUUUGCAUCUUCUCUUUUAUUUUGCGGUGGUUUUUCCAAGAAAUGUUUGAGGCUCCGGAGUCGGAUGAUUGGGCUGGAGAGAUACGAGGCUCCGGAAUUGGAUCCGGUCUCCCGCCCCAUCCUGGGCAACAACUUCUCUCCCCGCUUCACGGGGAUCGGGGGAAAGCCGGAUGCUCGCCCCUCAUUGGGGUGCAAAAAUACUGUCGGCUUCUUUUAGUUUAUCUGUUAAAUAAUGAUAAUAUUAAUAAUAAAAACAGAUUCUAUUA
This is a messenger RNA of Xenopus laevis (African clawed frog), 1491 nucleotides long. RefSeq names its product MOB kinase activator 2 (gene mob2.S). Bases 185 to 895 code for a protein of 236 amino acids. Lineage: Eukaryota; Metazoa; Chordata; Amphibia; Anura; Pipidae. The transcript is spliced from 5 exons. The record is from RefSeq and is a predicted model, not a curated record.